AUGGCUGCUAUUCCUCCAAGUCAGCAUAGCGUUCUAGGGGGCCCUACAAUUGCAAGUUCUUUACGUGGCUGGUUUCGAAGAACCGUUGUUGGACGGCAGACUGGUUGCAGCACCGAGGUCUUCCCUCCUCUGCGGCCUGCCCUCUCUGCGACCAGGAGCCAGAGACGCUGCAACACUUUCUCCUUGGGUGCGUCUUGGCCCGUGAGUUCUGGUACUGGGACCUUCGACGGUGGGACAAGGCGGAUUGGCUCCCCCCCUCAGAAAUUGCCAAAUCAGCCCGAAGUCCAAGAUAUCUCCUCUCUCCUCUGGGCGGCGCGGCGGCCGACGGGAGAUACAGAGGCGCAACCACCCUGCUUCAGAUCGGCGCCGGCGACCGCUUGCCCGACCGCAACCCCUUUUCCGUCACCUCCGCAGGAAUCCUGCCGCAUUCUUAGCUUCCUCCCUCCAUGGCCUCCCGCCGCCACACCUCCUCCCUUUCGAUUUUGUUCGGAGCGCGCUGUUGGGGUGACUGAUCCGGCCCGCGACGAGAGAGUCAUAUUCGAGCUGCUCGACCUCAAAGGCGAGGUGGAAGCACCCCUCUAUGGUUCCUGCGCGAAGUCACCAUUGAGCAAGAUGCCGGGGAUAACUUGGCUGUUUCUGAAGGGUGACAAGGAAGAGAAGCACGGAACAUUUUUCGACUUUACGUGGCAAAUAUACGUCUCAAGAAUGCAACAACUGAUGUAGUUCUCACUCCAUAUGAAAUUUUGAUAAAGUUCGGUAGAUCACUAUCACAUCCUUCAUUUGAUUAACAGAUUUUUUUUUUAAAAAACGUUUCUAUUACUGUAUUAUUUUUUACUUUCUCAAUUAUUCAUGACAGGUAGUACUGUUUACUGUUUUUUUUGUUAC
Lolium perenne is the source of this 885-nucleotide messenger RNA. NCBI's taxonomy places the organism in Eukaryota, Viridiplantae, Streptophyta, Magnoliopsida, Poales, Poaceae. The record is from RefSeq and is a predicted model, not a curated record.